Molecule: messenger RNA, 390 nt
Organism: Emiliania huxleyi CCMP1516
Lineage: Eukaryota; Haptophyta; Isochrysidales; Noelaerhabdaceae
Exons: 1
Coding region: 1-390 (129 amino acids)
Molecular function (GO): protein binding
Source: RefSeq, a predicted model, not a curated record
AUGCCAGAGCGCGCAAAGGCGGACAGCACGGGAGCGGAUCCGUGUCGGAGCGGCGCGUCUCCUCGCACAGGCCCGUUCUUUGCCUCUCUGAGCCCUUGGUCUCCACGCCGGACCGCCGUGGCUCCAUUGCCACCGCCCGACGUCCACGGAGCCAUUGCGGCGUCAAGGGCGGGCGACACAGACGUGCUGGGCAGCUGGCUCCAUGAGCACUUUCUAGACGUGAACGCCACCGUCGAGGAAGAGCACACCCUGCUGCACCUCGCUAGUGACGCGGGCCAGGCUGAGUCGAUCAAGCUGCUGCUCGCCCAUGGAGCGUCGACCGACAUUGUCCGUUGGCAUCCCACACCCUGCCACCCAGAUCCCUUGGGCACCAAGUCGCUCGCCGCAUAG